This is a messenger RNA of Purpureocillium lilacinum, 4911 nucleotides long. NCBI's taxonomy places the organism in Eukaryota, Fungi, Ascomycota, Sordariomycetes, Hypocreales, Ophiocordycipitaceae. The record is from RefSeq and is a predicted model, not a curated record.
AUGAGCUUGGCCGCAAAUGCGGGGUCCGUGGUGGGGCCGCGGGGUAGCCUGACGCCGACGGGGCGCCGGGUCGUGAAGCGGAAAAUCGACGAUUCGGGAAAUGAAUCGAGUCGGAACGGCCGGUAUGCGACGCGAACGACUGCGAAGGCGACGUCGGCGAAGGAGAACGAUUGUGCGACUGAUGCGAGGAAUGGAGCCAACGACAGUGGCGAGGGCCUGGCGGCGCUCCAGCACGUUUCGGAGCUCCUGGGCGAUUGCCGGGCUGAGUUCGCGGGGUUCAAGCAGAUGAUCCGCGGUCAGAGCGAGCUGAUCCGCACCCAGCAAGAGACUAUCCAAGACCUGAAGGAGGCGGCCGAUGAGCAGAGAAGCUUGAUCAGGGAUCUGAAAGUCGCGCUGGAGGACACGAAACAGCAUAUGGGCUUGGAACUGAAGCGACUGAGCGACAAACUGGAAGCCAUCACGGCGCGCCCUUCCAUUACCCCGCCGCGAUCUUUCGCUGAGGUGGCGGGGUCACAACGGCCGUCGCAGCCCGCAACCGUGACGCCUAGCGAGACGGCGGCCGCCCCUCUCGCCGGUUCGCUCUAUUGCACGAUCGACACGUCGCGAGUGGAACAAGCGAACAGGGAUCGUGUGCAGGUGGGAGAAGUCCGGCAAGCCAUUGAAGUAGAGAUGAGGGCCAAGGACGGCCGGGCAGCUUGGCGGUGCGCGGCGGUCGUGAGGGACGCCCGGGCCGCGGAGCGCAUCAAGGUAAUCUGCAGAGACGAAAACGAACUGAAGCAGGUGAAAGAGGCUGCGCAGAAGACAGCCGUCGUCGGCGCAAGAGUCAUGCGAGACCAGCUCUAUCCAGUGAAAGUGGACAAUGCGAACAGGAGCAGGGUGCUCGAUGCAGAAGGAAACGUGCUGCCGGGGGCUGCCGAAGCACUGGGUGCAGAAAAUAAGGUCAACAUCGCUAAGAUGUCUUGGUUGAGUAACAAGGAGUCGGGAAAAGCUUAUGGAUCGAUGGUGGUCUACGUCACCAAGGAGAGCGAUGCGAGACGGCUCGUUGACGGUCAUUAUUUCGACCUAGCCGGCGAGUCGGCUACCACGAACGUGUUUGAACGACGCACCGGACCCGUGCAGUGUUACAACUGCCAGGCCAUUGGACAUAAAUCCUUCCAAUGCAAGAACGCGCAACGAGAACCGGUUCAGCAAAGCUUGAUGAACGACGAUGCACUGAAAGACUUCGGUGUGUUGGCAGUCUCCGAGCCGUAUGCAAGGCUGGUGGACGACAGCGUGGUCACGAGCCCGAUGUGGCACAGCAACUGGACGAAGAUGAUACCCACGCAGAGGCACGAUGCCCUCUGGCCGAUCCGGAGCAUGCUCUGGGUGAGGAGCGAUCUUGAAGCGGAGCAGGUCCCUAUUCCCUCGGCGGACCUCACAGCAACGAUGCUUCGGCUGCCGGAGAGGGAUGUUCUGAUCGUGUCCGUGUAUGUGCAAGGAAAGAGCUCGGAUAUGCUGAUCUCUGCCAUGGGUGCACUGCACGAAUUGAUCAGGUCGUUCCGUGACAGCACGGGCAGGCGCGCCGAUGUGGUGUUGGCGGGGGACUUCAAUCGGCAUGACCUGCUCUGGGCCGGCGACGACGUCUCGGCCAGGAGGCAAGGCGAAGGUGAACCGAUCAUAGAUCUCAUGAAUGAGCACGGCCUUCGGAGCCUGCUUCCGAGGGGAACGAGGACAUGGCAAGGCUCGGGCCAGGAAAGCACCAUCGACCUGAUAUUGGCCACCUCAGAGCUGGCAGACGAGAUGAUGAUUUGCGCCCCGCACUCAACGGAUCACGGGUCAGACCAUCGGGCAAUCCAUACGACUUUCGAUGUAGCGCUGCCCGAACGGGUCACGACGCCAAGAUUGAUGUUCAAGAACGCUCCCUGGAAUCUCAUCAGAGCAAGAGUGGAUGAGGGCCUCAGGGAGCUCACGUGGACGGUCGAUGUGCAAGAACAGACCGACCAGCUCAUGCGCGUGGUCUUAGACGCGAUCGAUGAGCUUACGCCUCGAGCAAAGCCUGCACCGUACGCCAAGCGUUGGUGGUCGAGGGAUCUAACACAACUACGUCGGUUGUACACGUUCUGGCGGAACCAGGCUAGGUCGCAACGGCGGGCGACGCACGACAGCCCGGAUCUGGAACGGCGGGCCAAGGAAGCAGCCAAAGAAUACCACGACGCUAUACGGAGACAGAGGAAGUCACAUUGGGAAGACUUCCUGGCCGAAGAUAUUAACAUCUGGAAGGCAGCCAAGUAUCUCGAACCUGGCAGGGACGACAUGAGCGACAAAGUGCCGCCACUAAAGAAGGGUGAUGGAACCAUAACGAACAAUAAGGUGGAACAGGCGGAAAAACUGCUCGACACGUUCUUCCCGCCACUGCCAGCGAGAAUCGAAGAGGAGGGGUUGCGCCCACAACGGAGAACAGUAGCCCUGCCGGAUUUGACUCUGGAAGAGGUCGAAGUCAAAGUCAUGGCGGCGAAGCCGUGGAAAGCGGCCGGAACGGACGGCCUGCCGGCGAUGGUGUGGAGGCAGCUCUGGCCAGUAGUGAAGCAUCGCGUUCUGGUGCUCUUCCGGGCAUCGCUCCGAGAUGGCGUCGUGCCUCACCAGUGGCGGACGGCAAAGAUUAUUCCGCUAAAGAAGCCGGAAAAAGGAGACUACACAGAGGCGAAGGCGUGGCGACCGAUAUCACUUCUGUCAACACUGGGCAAAAUCUUAGAAGCGGUCGUCGCGGAGCGCAUAUCGUACGUGGUAGAGGCCUACGGGCUCCUGCCUGCGAACCAUUUUGGAGCGCGGAAACGACGGUCGGCUGAGCAAGCUCUCCUUCUCUUGCAAGAACAGAUCUACAAAGCAUGGAGAGCCCGGAAAGUACUAAGUCUGGUCAGCUUCGAUGUCAAGGGCGCGUACAAUGGAGUGUGCAAGGAACGAUUGCUGAAAAGGCUGAGGGCCAGAGGGAUACCAGAGCAGGUGGUCAACUGGGUCGACGCGUUCUGCUCUGCUAGAACGGCCACGAUCGUCGUGAACGGGCACACGUCGGAACUGCGCGACUUGCCACAAGCCGGCCUCCCACAGGGGUCGCCGUUGUCGCCUGUGCUGUUCUUGUUCUUCAACGCAGACCUGGUGCAGCGGAGGAUUAAGGCGGCAGGCGGAUCAAUCGCAUUUAUUGACGAUUACUCGGCUUGGGUGACCGGCCGGACCGCAGAAGCGAACCGGGCAGGCAUUCAGUCGAUCAUUGAUGAAGCACUCGAUUGGGAGAAGCGCAGUGGCGCGACCUUUGAGGUGGACAAGACGACGAUCGUCCACUUUACGCGCGGCACUGCGCGAUAUGACGGGUCAUUCUGGAUCAAGGGCACGGAGGUCAAACCCAAGGCCAGCGCAAAGAUUCUGGGCGUGAUCAUGGACUCCGGAUUGCGGUACCAGGAACAUAUGGCCAGAGCUGCCCAGAAGGGCCUGGCCGGUGCCAUGAACUUGAGGAGGCUGAAAUUACUCUCACCGAGGGUAGCGAGACAGUUGUUCACGGCGACGGUCGCCCCUGCCAUGGACUAUGCGUCGAAUGUCUGGAUGCACGCGCGUCGAGCGAAAGAAACUGGCUGGUUGAACAAGGCGCAACGAAUCGGCGCGCAGGCCAUCACAGGAUCGUUCCAGACCGUGGCAACCGCCGUGGCGGAGGCCGAGGCCGGCAUCCGCGCAGUUGGGGAACGGCACAAGCAGGCUGCGACGAGGCUCUGCGUGGACCUGCGGACGCUGCCGCAAACGCACCCAUUGGCAGCACUGAAGAACAAAGCAAGCAAGCGGUAUCUCUCGCCAAUGCAAGGCAUUGCCGCGCUGGUGGCUAAAGGAUCCACGGAGCGAAUGGAAGUCAUUAACGAGUAUGCAUUACGGCCAUGGACGGACCGUAUCCCUUUGUUGGGUGAGGACGACCCCGAAGGGGCCCAGACACCAUAUGACGUACAGAACAUCCUGAUAGCAACCGCGGCGUCGCAGAGGAACGACGUUGUGGGCAUGGGAGGCGCCGUUUGCGACACAACGCUUGGCGGCAUGGGCCACACUCUUGCCACUUUUUCCGUCACCAUCGGACCUGGAAGCGAACAAAAUCCGUACACGGCAGAGCUCGAAGCGGUAGCGACCGCGCUCAGAUCUAUACCACCAAGCCUUGUCGCCCAGGAUGUGACAAUAGCGGUAGGUAACCGAUCGGUAGUGGCAGCGAUCAGACGACCUCAGCAGCAAUCUGGACAGUGCACUAUCAGUGGGAUCUACGAUCAGAUGAAACGACUUCAGAAGAGAGGCUGUACCGUCAGACUUAUGUGGGUACCGGCCGGUGAAGAAGAGUUCGCGCCGCGGCAAUUGGCCAAAGCCGCAGCGAAACGAGGCACGGAAAGGGGAUGCGAGGCGGAAGUGCCGUGGUACCAGGCGAGGACGACGACGCUCCGGCUAGCUCUCGCCCGAGAACGAACGCGCGAACAACUACCGGAAAGCGUCGGAAGGUACUCGAAACGAAUCGACAAGGCGCUGCCAGGCAGGCAUACCCGUGCUAUAUACGACUCGCUGAAAAGGAUAGAAGCAGAUGUGCUGGUGCAGCUCCGCACCGGCAUGAUUCGACUGAACAGCUAUCUCCGCAGGAUAGGAGCAGCGGAAUCGGGUCUGUGUGAUUGCGGACAAGCGACAGAGACGGUAGAACACUUUCUUUUCCGGUGCAAGAACUGGACGGCACAGCGGGAAAUCUUGCUGAAGUGCGCACGAACAAAGAUUGGGAAUCUGUCCUUCUUUCUGGGGGGCAAGGCUGCCUCGGAUGACGACAAAUGGGAACCGGACAUGCAGGCCGUGCGUGCGACGAUCAGAUUUGCAAUGGCGACAAAGAGGCUGGAAUCGACCGGCGUCGCUCAGGGUGUGGAUCAGUAA